Frankliniella occidentalis (western flower thrips) is the source of this 3295-nucleotide messenger RNA. Its product is annotated as guanine nucleotide exchange protein smcr8a. The transcript is spliced from 11 exons. Lineage: Eukaryota; Metazoa; Arthropoda; Insecta; Thysanoptera; Thripidae. Gene Ontology annotation, cellular component: guanyl-nucleotide exchange factor complex. The coding region runs from base 373 to 2643 and encodes 756 amino acids. The record is from RefSeq and is a predicted model, not a curated record. Gene Ontology annotation, molecular function: GTPase activator activity.
GUUGUCUGCAUAAACAACAGUGUUACAGUACAGCUGAUCACACCCUACUCACAUUUAUUUUGACGACUUAACGUUUAAAAUGUUUUGUGUUUACUGUCAAGUGAUGUUCUGAAAUUUCUACUGGAGGCGGGGCAGCAACAAGCUAGUUGAUAAUGGCAAGAGUUAGUCAGACCAUGACUCACGGUUAGAUUGCACGGACCUCAACUAUGCAUUGGCUGGGCCCUGUUCAGAAUAAGAAUAACUGCCAACACCCUUUUACUACAUUCCUAUUUUGUAUAAUGAAUUUUAUAAAUAAUGGAGAAAAGAACAAGAUUUCCAUCCCUCACAGUUUGACAGUUUGACAGCUUUAAAUCACUGAAUUAGUCCCUAGAAAUGGCUGUUACAUAUGCAGAUCUUGUAGCUUUUGGAUUUGCUUAUGUAGAGGAUAAUGUAUCAGCUAAUUUUAAGAAACAAAGAUUAUUUAACAAAAACAUUCCUACCCCUCUUCUUUCAUCAGAGGAUAUGUGUCUAUGUGAAGAAGAAGAUUUUAUUAUAUUUGCUGAAUUCUCUGAAGUAAAAGGCCCUGUUGCACUGUUCACAGUGCCGUCAUAUGUUCAAUAUGAUGAAAAGAUUGAUGUAAAUAGUUUCAUUAUGCGAAUAAUGUCAGUUGACUACCAAGCAAACCCAGGGGGUCAAUUUUGCAUCUGUCAAGACACCCAAACUCUUCAGACUCAUGUUUCACACACACGUCAUGCUUAUGUGCAUUACUUCACCCUCUAUGAUCUACAUGCAAGAGGAUUUGUCCGCCCUCUUUGUGUUGCAUAUGUUAGCUCAAACAAUCAAAAACUGUCUAAAAUAUUUCCACAGUUGAGGGAUCAAUUUUUGCAGCUAACAGAAACCAUUAAGGUGAAUAAUCGUCAGCAUUUUAGGAAUGAAAUAUUAACUGUUUUAUCAAAUAUAAAAAAUAUGCAAGCCAGCUAUAAUGAUACAACUCAAGAAAAGAGUGGAGACAAUCUUGCAGAUAUCACAUCAAACUUGAGUAUUCAGCAAGGACAUUCGACACAGCAAUUUGAGGAAUUCAGUUUUAUGCUGAAUGCUGUUGAAGCCUCAUUGGUUAACGUUGAUUAUUCUCUUUCUGCUGUUGACCAUUGGCAUAAUGCCUUUACAUUCAGUAAUGAGUCUCCUGCUCCAAAAGAAAUUCAGGACUAUCUAACGCUCAUAUCAUCAACAUCAUACAGAAGACAAGUGAACUUGCAUGACAACAUUUGUAUGUUGGAGAAACAGCUGCGCCCAAUACCUGUCCUCUCUCCUUGGGGCAUAGCUUCUGCCCUUUCAUUACUGUUAAAAAUACUUCAUCUCUUUGGAUCUUGCGAGCUCAGUGCAUCUCUGGGUCAUUUCCCUUCAAUUUCUUUUUCACAGAGUGACCCUGCAUCGAAAAAGGAAACACAUAACUCAACUAAUGCUUGGGAAGCUAUUGAAAUACCAGAGUACCUUCAGCUACUUAAAGCCAUUUCUAUAGGAUCCGUAGAUGCCUCUAUGCCAUCCUAUGAUGAUCAAGAGUGUGACCAAGUGGAAAGAUCCAGUUCUAAGGAGGCAACAAGUGGCAAUGAAGGGAGCAGCAGCUAUCAUUCCUUCAGUGAUUCACCCUCUGAUGCUGUCUUACCUCCCUCACAGAAAAAUAGUUCUCUCACCUCUUCAAUUCAAGCUUCUUCUGAUUUAUCUUCAGACAAUGCCUUGGGGUCAAACCAAAAGAGAGUAGUUUCACAUGAAAGUGUCCAUACAAUCACAAAUAUUUCAGUGAGCUCUUCUCAACCAGAGUGCAGAGAGGAUUUUCAUUCGAUACUUGAUAGUUCAUCUCAAAAUUGCAUCUCUGCAGAUACUCUUAAUCAUUCUAGUGAAAAUGGAGUUCAGUAUUCAAGUAGUGACAGUAGUAGCAGCAAUGGCAGUGAAAGUUUUCAUGAUAUUUUAGAAGCACUUCACAGUGAUGAUAACUGGAGCAUUGGCAGCACUGAGGAAACAUUGCCACUUGGUGUUGCUUGGAAUCAUUGUCUCUGGACCCGGCAUAAGUUAACUGCCAAGUCAGGUCAUCGACUUCUGAAGUUCUUUUGGACCUAUAGAUCAGCUGCCCAACAUGUUAUAUACUCCAUACUUACUGGCAGAACCCUUGUUUUAACUGGUGACUCCUCAUCAGAGCGCAGAGUUCAGCGCGUUAUGAGUGCCUUGAGUCCUCUCAUACCACCACUGGAUGAGAAUGGUCUUCGUGUGUUGAGAUGGCACCAGGGCAUUUUGGUGAGUGCUCAUAUUGCAAGUUAUCAACUAAUUGGAAUGUGUAUUCCAGAAAGACUAUCCAUUCAUGAUAUGAUCAGUCCCAGAGAUAAAAAUAGUGUAACAAUCUUAGAUGUAAAUUCUGAGCAGUUACUUGGUCCAGCUUAUCAUGGGCGUCUCCUUGCCGCAAUUGGUAAUAAUGUCCGUGAUUUUCCAAGUGAUCAUAGCUUGCUGCUUUUCAUGGAAAGUGUACUUAAAGGAAUUGGAAGUAAACUCCAGUCUUACAAAGCAUUAGUAGCUGCAUGUCAUAAUGAAUUGCCAAGUCAUGCUUGUCGGCAACUGGAGUUACAUGGAUGUGAUGCAGAUAUCAUACGUUAUCUUAGCAAGUUGACUCUUUGAGUCAUUGAUUUGUGGAGGAUGAUUUUGCCCUCUUUAAGAAAUUUUGAUGCCUGUGAUCUUUAUGUUUGUUUGCUUAGUUUCAGUUGACUGCCUAUACCAGGGCUUCUUAAAUUGUUAGGGAAUAUUAGUUAAUCUAGUUUUAAAUUUGACUUAUUUUUUGAUGAAGCAAAGUAUUUUAUGUGUGACAAUAAUACUGAGAACUAGCUUUUUGUAUUGAUUUUUGUUUUAUAUCUAAGUCUGUGUCUAAUUUUUUAUACAUAUAUUUUACUAUUGUAUUUUAUUACACCACAAUAUUUUAAAUGUGAUCUAUUUUAAGAGCUAAGAGCAAUUUCCUUCCAAAGUAUUAAGAAACAAAUCCAGUAUUUCUAUCCUCACUGUUGGAUGAUACUUGGUUUUGGCCAUUAGAAUUGCUGUCUCUAUAAUAUUUAGUCUGUUUAAAGCUAUGCACGUCACAUAAGGUUUUACUAAAGAAACAAAUAUGUAAUAGUUACAUUUUAUUCAUUAUCAGUUAAUGCUCAUCACAAUUAUAUACCAAAAGAUGGAAUAAACCGAAUCAUUAAACAAAGUAUUGUUCAUUGCGGUACAGAACUGCAUUUGUUCCUGAAUUUACAAGAAGCCAGUAAUGAAAAAAAGAAAAAUUACAAAGAUAUUU